Armigeres subalbatus is the source of this 524-nucleotide messenger RNA. Its product is annotated as adult cuticle protein 1-like. Bases 36 to 395 code for a protein of 119 amino acids. The transcript has 2 exons. The record is from RefSeq and is a predicted model, not a curated record. NCBI's taxonomy places the organism in Eukaryota, Metazoa, Arthropoda, Insecta, Diptera, Culicidae.
GGCCACAAGUGUUACAAUCAGCACAACCAACAAUCAUGAAGUGCAUCGCAGCUGUAGUCAUGAUGGCCCUGGCCUUCGCCGCCGCCGAAGCUAGCUGGAACCCGUUGGUGUAUUCCGCAUCCCCACUGGCCUACACCAUUCCCCAAGCCACCGUCGUUCAGCAGAACCUGGGCGUUCCUCUGGCGUACUCCGCCUAUGGUCCAGCAGUCAGCUAUGCCGCUCAAGCCUCGGUUGUCCCAACCGCUUACGCCUACCAACCGGCCGUUGCCGUCGUCGCUCAACAAGAAGCUCGCUAUCUGGCUGCCAACAAAGGUGCCGUUCACGAUGCUCCCCUGCCUGGACACGCUGUUUCCCAGAAAUCGCUGAAUCUGGCACCGGCCCCUGGAACUUGGUAAUUAUCUGAGCUGCGCAGAAAUUGACUGGAAUGUUUUGAGAUUCAACUGAUGUGAGAUUAAAUAUUGUGAAAAAAAAAAAACAAUUUGUCUGUAUUUCUUAAAUUGUCUUAAAGUGUCAACCAUGUGCAU